AUGCACAGGAUAUUGAACAUUAAUCAGUACCACCCACAGUUGGGAGAUGACGGUAUGGUAGCUCCAUGGAUUCUAUGGAGACUGUGGAAGAAUCGAAAUGACCUCGUUUUUAAGGGGAAACAGUUUGAUGCACCAGAUAUGGAGCUUGGAAUGCAGAACGCAGCAAGUGUGGCAUCGGCUGGGUGCUUAGAAACUCCGACAAGAACGUGCUUUGGAUGGGUGCAAGGGCUAUCAAUGACUCAAUCCGCCUUGGUUACUGAGGCUGAAGCCAUGCGUUGGGCGGUGUUGUCACUCUCUCGACUCAAUUACCGAAAGGUAAUCUUUGAAUCUGACUCCCAACAAUUGGUGUCUAUUCUUGUUGAUAACGGUGAUAUGCCUAUUCUGGACCCUAUUCUACAAGACAUCAAGCUCUUGCUUCAGCAUUUUGAGGAAACAAAGUUUGUGUUCAUGCAUCGUGGAGGCAAUGGAGUGGCAGAUAGGAUAGCAAAGGAAUCUCUUUCUCUUGAGAAUUAUGAUCCUAAGUUGUAUUCUAUAGUGCCAUAUUGGGUAAAAUCGUUUGUGGAAUUAGACAAGUUGUAA
Messenger RNA from Arabidopsis thaliana (thale cress), 579 nucleotides. RefSeq names its product Polynucleotidyl transferase, ribonuclease H-like superfamily protein. NCBI's taxonomy places the organism in Eukaryota, Viridiplantae, Streptophyta, Magnoliopsida, Brassicales, Brassicaceae. The record is from RefSeq and is marked reviewed. Gene Ontology annotation, molecular function: nucleic acid binding; RNA-DNA hybrid ribonuclease activity. The coding region runs from base 1 to 579 and encodes 192 amino acids. The transcript has 2 exons.